GAGGGGGAUAAGAAUGAGGCACCAGUGAGGGAGGAGCCAGUGGAGGACAAGGUGACACAAGUGGGGAAGGUGCACCCGCACGCGGUGGGAGAGCGCGGGGGGCUGCGCGACAGACAGGCAGCGUCCGUUUCCCUGGAGGCUACGGCAGAGCAACCGGUCGAACAGCCGAGGCAUGCACCAGCCCCACCACGGGAUCAGCAUGAACCAAUAGAUUUUCUCGCGAAUAAUGACAGGCAUGAAAACGUACAGAGUGGAGACGUGCUAAGGCCCUAUAGAAUAUUAAAUCAUCUUUCUUAGAAUGCAUUAUCUGCAGAAGCAUCCUUUGGAGGGGACUUUGAUCGAGAUUGGUUUUCAGCCAGAAGAUAUUCAGAAGCAUCAUAAGAAGGCUCCUGUGAUAUUUAGACGGGGUUUACUUUGAUAAGGGGUUCAGGCUGUUGAACUUUUCAAAGUUCAAAGGCUUGCUUAGCGAGAAAGCCUAAAAGCUCUAACAUUGGCCGGGCCGAAGC
Messenger RNA from Amoebophrya sp. A25, 506 nucleotides. NCBI's taxonomy places the organism in Eukaryota, Dinophyceae, Syndiniales, Amoebophryaceae. The record is from the annotation of a GenBank genome assembly.